Molecule: messenger RNA, 5359 nt
Organism: Pantherophis guttatus
Lineage: Eukaryota; Metazoa; Chordata; Lepidosauria; Squamata; Colubridae
Gene: GPSM1
Product: G protein signaling modulator 1
Biological process (GO): establishment of mitotic spindle orientation
Cellular component (GO): cell cortex
Molecular function (GO): GDP-dissociation inhibitor activity; G-protein alpha-subunit binding
Source: RefSeq, a predicted model, not a curated record
GGGGCAGGGGAGGGGCUCUGACGUCAGGGAUGAGGGGGAGCCCCCACUCAGACCAGCCUUCACCCUGGCAGGGCGGAUGGACGGGCAGGAGCCCUUCUGGGGGGCAGCAAGCGGGCGCCUGCAAUCCAGGAGGAUGGAGGCCUCGUGCUUGGAAUUAGCUCUGGAAGGGGAGCGGGCGUGCAAGGCAGGAGAUUUCCCUUCCGGAGCCGCCUUCUUCGAACACGCAGUCCAGGUGGGGACGGAGGAUCUGAAGACCCUCAGCGCCAUUUACAGCCAACUGGGCAAUGCCUACUUCUAUCUGAAGGACUAUGCCAAAGCUUUGGAGUACCAUAAGCACGAUCUCACGCUGGCCAGAACCAUCGGGGAUCGGAUCGGAGAGGGCAAAGCCAGCGGCAAUCUUGGCAACACGCUGAAAAUCCUGGGUCAGUUCGACGAAGCCUUGGUUUGUUGCCAGAGGCAUCUGGACAUCUCGCAGGAGCAAGGAGACAAGGUGGGGGAGGCCCGAGCUCUGUAUAACAUCGGCAAUGUCUACCAUGCCAAAGGCAAGGAGGCAUUGUGGACCCUGCCCCAGGAGGAACCAGGCCAGCUUCCCCAGGAGAUUCAGGAGGCUCUGAAAAAGGCAUCCGAAUUUUACAAGAAGAACCUUUCCCUCGUGAAGGAGUUAGCUGACAGAGCUGCGCAGGGCCGGGCUUACGGAAACCUUGGCAAUGCCCACUACCUGAUGGGCAACUUCAGCAAAGCGAUCGUCUUCCAUAAGCAGCGGCUGAACAUCGCUAAGGAAUUUGGAGACAGAGCCGCCGAGAGGAGAGCGUACAGCAAUUUGGCCAACGCUCAUAUCUUCCUGGGAAGCUUCGAUAUUGCCGCAGAGUAUUACAAGAAAACCCUCCACCUCUCCAGGCAGCUGAAGGACCAAACCGUGGAAGCCCAGACAUGCUACAGUCUUGGAAACACGUACACCCUUCUUGAAGACUACGAGAAGGCUGUGGAAUACCACCUGAAGCACCUGGCCAUUGCCCAGGAGCUUGGAGACAGAGUGGGAGAAGGAAGAGCGUGCUGGAGUUUGGAGAAUGCUUAUGUUUCACUUGGGAAGUAUGAACAGGCAUUACACUUUGCAGAAAAACAUCUCGAAAUCUCCCAAGAGAUUGGGGACCCCACUGGCGAGGUGACAGCAUGCACAAGCAUUGAACAGCUGCGAUCGACGUUGGGCUCGGAGCAGAGCAGUGAGGGGACUGAUGCCUCGGUUUCUGCCGGAUAUGAAAUCCAAGGCGCCAGGCCAAAGUGGGCCCAAGCAAACAGCAUGAGCAACCUGGAGCUCCUGAGGUUCCCUUCUGAAAAGGAUCAGAAUGGAGAGACCCUUCAUUUAGGAGACCUUGGAAUAACUGGGAAAGAUUCCUUGCCUUCCUCUGCUAGCUCCCAUAAAUAUCGGCAAAACCCCUCAUUGUUGGAGGGUUACGGUGAAUCUCCUCUGGAAGCCAGUGACGUCCAAGUCCAGUUAUCCCAGCUGAAAAUCAAGCGAGGCCCUUCCAGCGAGGACUGCUUCUUUCACCUCCUGAGCAAAUUCCAGAGCAAUCGGAUGGAAGACCAGAGGUGUCCUUUGGAGGACUCCCAGAGGGAUGAAGCAGCAGCUACCCUUCUCCCUGCCCUGGAAGAAACACAGACUCAGUCCAUGGCCUCCCCGCAGACCGAGGAGCUCUUCGACCUCAUUGCCAGCUCCCAGAGCCGGCGGCUCGAUGACCAGAGGGCCAGCGUGGGGAAUCUGCCCGGCCUCCGCAUCACGCCCAGCAACCUCGGUCACCUCCGCAUGGACGGCGAGGCCCAGGAACCUGGCGACGAAUUCUUCAACAUGCUGAUGAAAUGCCAGUCCUCCCGCCUGGAUGACCAGCGCUGUGCCCCGCCCCAUUCCAUCCCCCGUGGCCCCACGGUGCCCGACGAGGAUUUCUUCAGCCUCAUCCAGCGGGUCCAAGCCAAGCGCAUGGAUGAGCAGAGGGUGGACCUGGCUUCCGGCGAAGAAGACCAAGCUGAGGAUUGAGCUCAGAUCACCAGCAAAGGCCCAGCUUCAGUUAGGCCAGAGCAAGCGUCCUGCGGAGGGAGGGACUUCUGAAUGCUGCCCCCAGCUGAAGAUCUGGGCCGUGGCGCUCGGUGCAUUUCUGGGGGUGGGCAAUGCCUCUCUUGUGCACUGUCUCCCCCUGGAGAACAUGGCACAGGCGAGAGUGGCAAGCAGAAUGGGUGGGCCCUUUCUGCUGACCAAGAGGCCUGUGGGCCAACUGGGCGAGAUCGGCAACUAUGAGGCAUCUUCUCUGCUUGAACAUCAGCUAUGAAAACCAGGCUCAAGAACUGAGGAAAGGGAAGGUCUGCACCAAGGAGUCUGGAUCAGGGCCACGCCCCAAGGGGCUGCUGGAGGGAGGGGUUGACACCUCCACCCCCCACCCUGAAAGUCAGGUUGACUCUGCCUCUUUAGGCCCGGAUCCUGUGCCAAAUCAUCAGCAGCCAAGUUGGGUAUAUGAAUUGAUGACAAUCAGUGACUCUGUGUGUCUGUGUGCAAACCUUGCUUUCGAAAUAUGCUUUUGGGUGCCCUUUUAUCUCAGGUGCAAUCUGAUGCUGGUUGGAAAGGUGCUAGGCAGGAGACAGAGGGAAGCAAACAUCCAGAGCCAGGAUGUAAGGUUUCGGUUAAUUGGGUGGAAAUCGGGUGGAACCCAUGAUUACAAAUGGCCUUUGACUUAUGACCGCAGUUGAGUUCAGAAUCGUGUCAGGUGGCCGAUUUGCUCAGCGACUGCUGGCUCCUGGCUCUCCCAGUUGUAGUGCUUGGACAGGUUAUUAAGCAGAGCUGGGGAGGGGGCUCAUGGGGUGGGGGAGAUCCAGUGCAGGCUAUAAGGCUGUCCAGUAUGCAGAAAUCUUCCGCAGGCUACAGGGCCCACUUGGCUGAUCCGGCACCACUUGUAAAUUACUCCACUCCAAAGUGACAAUAAAAUCAUUCUAAGUCUAGUUCUCUCACCUUUAGUAUUCUGCAUCUCUAUAGAAACACGGUAGAUGGGUGGGGGUAGUUGCCCCAGUUCUUAAAGCAAGGUGGGACGUGAUCAUUUUGCUUGAGCCUCGGUGGCGCAGUGGUUAGAGUGCGGUACUGCAGGCUCCUGCUGCUGCCUUCCGGCUGCCUGCAAUUUGGCAGUUCAAGUCUCACCAGGCUCAAGGUUGACUCAUCAGCCUUCCGUCCUUCCGAGGUGGGUAAAAUGAGGACCCAGAUUGUUGGGGGCAAGAGGAUGAUUCUGUAAACCGUUUAGAGAGGGCUGUGAAGCGGUAGAGAAGUCUAAGGGCUCCUACUUGUUAAGAUCCUUAAGUGGAUUGAAUCCCAGGUUAGAUGUGCCAGGAAGGCUGGGGAAAUCCUGGGGUGCCCGAGGCAGGCUGUGCAGGAUGGCAGAUGCUACAGUGCAUCACAAAGUUUGUGUCCAGCCCACUAGGAUUGGGAGGUAGGCCUGUUAUCACACAAAAGUCUCUCGUUUUGCCAUUCCUUUCCUAUUACCGUCAGGCGUGCCCAGCCUGUGUGUGGCAAGGUCUUCUUACUGAGGCUGCCUUGCGCUGCUCUCCAAGUGGUCUCCAUUGCCAUGAUCCUUCAGAAGUUCUUGGAGUUUUGCAUGCUCAUUUCGUGGGCCAGAGGAGGGGCAGGUGGGGAAGCUGCAGUGCCCUUGUGGGCAGUCAUAAGGUCAGGCAGAGUGCGGAGUGUUGAAUUUUCCUUACGUGGCCCCAGGAGCCAUGGGCAUAACCUCAGGGACGGGUUAUGUCCCUUCAUUCAGGACUGCCAUAACGAAUGGUUAAAUGCGGGCUACCUCUAUAGCUAUUGCGGCCAUCACAAAAAUAAUAUUUUUAGUAACCCAUUGAAGGAUUUUCAGGCAAAACAAUAAAAGUUUUUAGGCAGAUUCUGGCCCUCUUUUAAUCUGGUUUCCUUGAAGGUAGAGAGGUUUUGUGUUUUUUUCCUUUGCUUAUCGUGGACUGUUGGUUUGGAGUUUAUUCCUCAAUUUAAUCCGCAGCUGUGGAAUUAGACAAAGUUUGUUGCCGUUUCCAUGGCUCCCCUAUUUCUCCUGGUUCCCCUAUUUGUGUGGUACUUUCAAAACUCCUGCUUUUUGAAGAGAUAUUCUAUGGUUCCCCCCCCCCCGCCCUCCAUCAAAAUCAGGAGCUGGGUUGCAUGCUGCAGCUCCUGAAACCAUCUGCCUUUUCAUAAAACACGUUGGCUACAAUAGAUGCUCCCCAACUUCUGAUUCUUUUGCCUUUUGAACAUCUCAGCAAGAUUGGAAAACCUGUCAAGAAACGCCAAGGUCCCCAGUGUGUUUUCGAUCCUCUCUAGUCUGGUCUCUUUGCUGCCGCCCAGAACUGUCCCGAACUGCAGACCAAGACCACAGAAAAGGUUGAGAAGGGAGACCCCGAUAACCCCACGGUCCUAGACCUGGACCAGAUCAAGGAAGCCUUUGCCCAAUGGGAACCAGUCCAGGCCAUAUGCACAACUCAGUGAACCCAGCUGGCUGUGUUUUAAGGGUGCCUUUCCCCCCCAAAAAAAACCUAUGAGGGAGCCUCCCACCGUCGGGAGGAAAAGGGCCCUUCAUGCAACCUGUAUCUUGAGCCAAAGGAUCCGGGCUCUUGGUGGAGGAGAAGCCCAUCACUUGUGGUCAUGGGAACCCAACUGCAGCAGCUCAGAAACCCUGACAACUACAGGGAAGGGCUGGCUCUGCUUCCCUGUCUCCAUCCCGUCCAUCGAAUGGCCAGCUUGAUGAACGGAAGGACCGAGAUGGGGGAUUGUUCACCUUGCUGGUUGAGAAUAUCCCAAAUUGUCUCCUCAGCAAAAGCAUCUUUGAUCGCAUCCUACAAAGCCUCCAGUGGUAGAGGACGUGCCCUGAGGGUUCAAAGGGUCCCAAAUCCCCCUUUCUGGGCAUAGCCACACCCGGAAAGCCUUUCUCCUCAGAGUCCGUGGGCAGUGAGGGAGACGUGGCGGCUGCUGGGGCAAACAGCCCCACCCUUUGCUUCAUGCCACAGUAAGGGUCUCCGUGCCGCGAGGCCAAAGCCCCACUCCGCUUCUCUGCUGCAGAGGGGAAGGUCAGCUGGUGGAGAAGGCCAGGCCCUUCCCUUCCUCCAGGCUGGGGCAGAGCAGGAGAAGAAAAGCUGUUGCAGGGAUCACCUUGGCUGCUAUACUUGAAGGUAUUGCUAAUUUAUUGUUUUUGAAGUGUGUCUCUUGUGAUUUGUGGGAAGGGCAGGUGGGGAAAGGAAGCAAAGAGUUUGAAUUCUUUCCCUUCCCUCUGAGAAGUCAAAGAGCUGCCAAAUUCAUUCGAAAGAACAGAGAUCUUGGAGUAGAGAGAGAAAAUAAAGUUGUUGAAUAAGC